AUGCCUUCGUCCGCAAUCAUCAUUCCUCCAUCGGAAACUUUUGUCGAUGUCUCAAUCAUAGACACUAAAUCGUAUUUUGGACCCCUUGGGGUCGAGUACUUCUUGAAACCCGGCCCAGUAGGAGCGCACAAGACAGUCGGAGCCGCAUUCUAUUGCUUCCUCGUUCACCAUAAACCUUCCAAUACUCGGUUGCUUUUCGACCUUGCGCUUCGAAAGGACGUGGAGAAUCUUUCCCGUUCCAUGCGCAAAUCCAUUGAACAAGGCGGUUGGGAAGUGAACGUGCCAACAGACAUAGCCGACAUUCUUAGCUCAAAUACCGUUCCUCUCGAAUCGAUCAACGGAAUCGUCUGGAGCCACCAUCAUUGGGAUCAUAUCGGCGACCCAAGCACGUUCCCGAGCACUACAAGUCUGAUUGUUGGUUCUGGUUUCAAGGACGAGUUUCUUCCUGCAUAUCCCGAGAACCCAGAUUCGCCUCUUACCCAGGAUGCUAUAUUAGGCAGAGAAGUGGUUGAGCCGGACUUUAAGGGUACCGAUAUUAUCCAGAUUGGGGGCUAUGCUGCUGUCGACUAUUUCAAAGACGGGUCUUUCUACUUCCUCGACACGCCCGGCCACACCAUUGGACACGUGUCGGCUCUGGCCUGCACUACCGCCGGCGACGAUUCUACAUUCAUGCUUCUUGGCGGUGAUGUGGCCCAUCAUGCCGGCGAGUUCCGCCCAUCUCCUUUUGAACCAAUGCCAGCGGAGAUCAGACCAGACCCACGAAAGCCCGCGUUUCAAAGCAACGGAAACGGAUCAUUCUGCCCUGGUUCAAUGUUUGAGAGGGUGCAUCGAGGAGCCUUGGAGCGGUCUAUGGAUCCUCGCACUACGCCAUUCUACCAAACUACGGGUGCGCACGACGAACCCUUUGACGCCAACGACAACGUUUUUACUGCAAUCGCCCACGACUCUUCUCUCGCUGACGUUGUGGACUUUUUCCCCAAUAGUGCCAAUGAGUGGAAAGCCAAAGGUUGGAAGCGAGAGGGACACUGGCGCUUCUUGAGUGAUUUCAUUUAG
Fusarium oxysporum Fo47 is the source of this 1053-nucleotide messenger RNA. Its product is annotated as MBL fold metallo-hydrolase. Lineage: Eukaryota; Fungi; Ascomycota; Sordariomycetes; Hypocreales; Nectriaceae. Bases 1 to 1053 code for a protein of 350 amino acids. The transcript has 2 exons. The record is from RefSeq and is a predicted model, not a curated record.